Molecule: messenger RNA, 2197 nt
Organism: Alosa alosa (allis shad)
Lineage: Eukaryota; Metazoa; Chordata; Actinopteri; Clupeiformes; Clupeidae
Gene: med1l
Exons: 17
Coding region: 168-1967 (599 amino acids)
Biological process (GO): regulation of transcription by RNA polymerase II; cellular response to thyroid hormone stimulus
Cellular component (GO): mediator complex
Molecular function (GO): transcription coregulator activity; nuclear retinoic acid receptor binding; nuclear thyroid hormone receptor binding
Source: RefSeq, a predicted model, not a curated record
CAGUUUAUUGGCCCUGUGGCGUGUCACUCCUAUCUCCAUUCUGCAAAAACUGCACUGCCGUCAUCUAGCAUGGCAAGGAACGGUGCGUAGUCUGCAUGCUCUCAUUCGUAUGCCUAUAGUCAAAAACUAGAAUUCUAUUGAAACGUGCACAUGCUUAAUCGUUGGUCAUGCUGUCUGGAGCGAGUGGAAAGUCUCUCGUCGCUGACGUUACAUCCAAAUUUGCUGAAAAACCUUGGAACGAAACAUUCCAGCUUGUCCGACGGUGCAUGGGCAAGUUCAGAAUAGAUCCCACCUUUUCCAAACCUUUGAGUGGUUGUCUCCAGAGGCUGCAGGAAGCCCUGAAUGUGUCCUCGCUGAAUGCUAUGGUGUCCAGGUUGGAAGUAAUUGCCAAACAGAGAGGGCUAGGCUCACACCUGAGCCCCACAGAGACAGCCUGUUACCUCACAGCUGACCUGUUCUACUUGGAGGUGCUGCUCAAGCCUGAUGGUGGCGUGGAGGAUGUAAAAGUAGCCCUGCAUGGUGAAGCCCCAGUGUCCAACAAGUUACUGCUUCAGCUGUUGAGGCAGAAGUUGUUUGUGGACUUCUCCACAAAGCUGAAUGACCUGUCAUCCCUUUACAAUAUCCCUGGUGACAAUGAUAUAAAGGUUAAGGUAUGUACGGCCCUACAGUUCAUGGAGAAGGACUUGCUUACCAUAUCGCAUAUGCCCAGAUCUUUAAGAGAAAAUGAUGUCUACAUUGACACCGUUUUGAAUGGGAGAGUUGGAAAAAUCGUGCCAAGUGGACCAGGAACUUCUAUGAAGAUCCAGUAUGCCAUCAGUCCCUCCAACAGGCUCUUACAGAGACAUUGUGGGGAUAUAGAUGGACUCACUCAGGAUGCUUUUGUGAUGCUGGGGCCAAGCGAGAACACACACCGACUACAGCUGGCCUCUCUUAUUCCUUCUCCCCCACAGAUUGAUUCCCAAGGCUUCCCAUUGUUUAGUCCACUCAAAGAAGUAGCCUCUGAAUCUCUGCCUGCUACUUUCAUACUGAGGCUGCAGCCUGCUGUAGGCCUGCGCUCAUCUGUCAUUCACCAGAUGGAGAAAAUCACAGAUGUCAAACCUGAGGCUGACCAGCAGUGGGAGCCAUUGUUGCAGCUGCUGAUGAGAAGCACAUUAGGAGAGAAGGGCUUCCAGGAAUCAUGGAAUCCUGGCAAAGAGGCAAACUUUUUAGUGGCCCUCCCUGGUAAUCAGGUCCAUGGGUAUGUUCUGUCUGGACCUGCUUGGAGUGCAUCAUCAUGGAAAGGAGCCCUUAUUGACACCAUACCUUUCACCCAUCCUGCUCAUGUGCCUCUGCUUCUGGAGCUUCUCCGCCAUCAGUCAGCUCUCAAUAUUCUCUUGGCUAGCUGCAUCAAAGGUCAUCAACACUACCCAGAAGCAGCAUCAUCUGAUCUGUACUGUGAGGUUCUUCCAGAGUCUGACUCAAGCUUCUCCAUAAUGUUUCUUCUUCCUGGAACCAGCUCUCUGGCUGUUUUGUUUGUUACUGUAAUAGACAUCUGCCAAGUGCAUUGCCAGCUGUUUGCACCUAAGCUAAUGGAUGCUGGCAUGAAUGACUACAUCUCCAGGGUUAUGACGCGGUGCAUGUCAAUACCUAUAACCAUGCGGGCAAUAUACAAGAGCUUAAUCAAUCCUAUCUUCGCAACUGACCCUGAAAUCAGUACUUCUCCACAUGAGGUGAACACGACAGUCUCUGUUGUGGUGGACCACUCCCUGCCUCCAGCACCAGAUCUUCAUACUGGGUCAUCAAAAACGGAGAGUCCUGGGUCAUCAGAAAUGGUUGGCCAAACAGGAGAGCAUCUGGGACCAGUUCCCCCGAGUUCAAUCAAGGAGGAGGAUCCUGCCAUGUGUCCUUCUCCCUCUCCUUGUUAUGUCAUGGCUUUGUCUUCGAAUCAAGAAGAUUGCGUGCACAUUGACAUAAGUAGGACUCUUUAAGGCAGGAAGUAAAUUACAUUCUUGGUGUGCAUACCACCGAGACUGAACACUUGGCUGUAAAAGGACUGUGGGGCUUGGCAUUUGACCCCUUUGGAGACAGCCAGAAACGUCCACUGAUUAGUACCAUGCAAGCCAAAUGAGGACUGUAAAAAUCAGAGCCUGCUUCGACACAUGCAACUCUCCCAAGAAACUGUCCAAUUCUGAAAUUAAACAGUUACACAAGCAGUCUC